Messenger RNA from Oryctolagus cuniculus (rabbit), 4356 nucleotides. Lineage: Eukaryota; Metazoa; Chordata; Mammalia; Lagomorpha; Leporidae. The record is from RefSeq and is a predicted model, not a curated record.
ACAACGUCCCUGAGGACCUCAGAGACCCCUUCUACAUGGACCAGUACGAGCAGGAACACAUCAAGCCGCCCGUCACCAAGCUUCUGCUGUCCAGCGAGCUGUACUGCCGCGUGUGCAGCCUCAUCCUGCCAGGCGACCAGGCGGCCGCCCUGCACGGGCACCAGGCCGUCAUCCAGGCCCUGUCCCGGAAGGGGAUCUACGUGAUGGAGGGCGACGACACCCCUGUGACGGAGCCCGACCUCAGCCGCGCGCCCAUCAAGAUGAGUGCUCACAUGGCCAUGGUGGACGCCCUGAUGAUGGCCUACACCGUGGAGAUGAUCAGCAUCGAGAAGGUGGUGGCCAGCGUGAAGCGCUUCUCCACGUUCAGCGCCUCCAAAGAGCUUCCCUACGACCUGGAGGACGCCAUGGUGUUCUGGAUCAACAAGGUGAACCUUAAAAUGAGGGAAAUCGCGGAGAAGGACGCUAAGCUGAAACAGCAGUCACUGGAGAGCCCGGCUCAUCAGAAGCCUGGCCUGGCGCAUGCCCUGCUGCACUGCAUGCUGGAGCCCGUGGACUUUGCACGCGUGGUCCGCUACCGGCGAGAGCACCCGUCUGCCAGGCAGUCGCCGUACUUCCCGUGGGUGGAGGACUUGAUGCGGGACAGCAGUGACGGGGCCGCCCUCCUCGCCGUCAUCCACUACUACUGCCCGGAGCAGGUGAAGCUGGACGACAUAUGCUUGAAGGAGGUGACGUCGAUGGCGGACAGCCUGUAUAACAUCCGGCUUCUGCGGGAGUUCUCCAAUGAGUACCUGAACAGGUGCUGCUACCUCACCCUGGAAGACAUGCUGUACGCCCCCGCGGUGCUCAAGCCCAACGUGAUGGUCUUCAUCGCGGAGCUCUUCUGGUGGUUCGAGAGCGUCAAGCCCGCCUUCGUGCAGCCCAGGGACGCGCAGGAGCCGAAGGGCGCAAAGACGGUGCUACACCAGAAGAGCAGCCGCCCCCCCGUGCCUAUCUCCAACGCAACCAAGCGCAGCUUCCUGGGCAGCCCCGCCGCGGCCAGCCCGGCCGAGCAGCCGCCUGCCGCCCCGGCAGCGGAAGGCUGUCACAGGUGCCACCUGCACCCCGAGGAGUCCGAGUACCCCGGGAGAGGAGCCUCGGCCUUCAGCCCGUCCCAUCCUUUGCUGCCACUGAGACAGAAACAGCAAAAGCCGGUGCAGGGCGAGGACCCCUCUGGUCAGCGGCAUCGCUCCAACUCCCUCACCCGCGUGGAUGGUCAGCCACGAGGCGCGGCGACGGCGUGGCCGGAAAGGAAGACCAGGCCCGUGUCCCAGCCAACACCUGCUGUCCAUCAUGCUGCCAGUUGUGACGUGGACCCCGGCUCCGGCGACAGCAUCAGCCUGGCCCGCUCCAUCAGCAAAGACAGUCUGGCCUCCAGCGUCGUUCAUCUGACCCCCCAGCACCGGCCUCAGCCCGCGGCUGCCGAGACCAGCGGCAGGAGCCUCUUGACCAACGUCAGUAUUGAGGACGAGGAGGAGGAGCUUGCGGCCAUCAUCGGGUCCGACGUGGCUGCCCGCCGUGAGGACCCCGCAGGCCCCAGGGCCUCACCCCGGGCCCCGGGCCCGCUGGCCACUGCCCGGCCUCCCCAGUGGCAGGCAGACGGCCUGGACAGUAAGCCCGACAGCUUUUUCUUGGAGCCCUUGAUGCCGGCGGUGCUCAAGCCGGCGAAGGAGAAGCAGGUCGUCAGCAAGGAGGACGAGCUGGGGGAGGGGCGGCCGAGGAGCAGCACGGCCAAGAGGCCCAGCGACGGCCACCAGCCUCUGGGGCGAAGGAGGCUGGCCGGCGGCCAUGGUGCCCACGACCUGAACAGGACCUUCACCCCGAUCCCGUGUCCCGAGUCUCCCACGAGCGUCGCGCCCGCAGAGGCCGGGCCGCCGCCGCCGGGUGCUGCAGGAGAGGCUUGUGGCGGGCCCCCGGCUGUCGGCGGACUUGACCUGUCGCCGCAGGGCCAGUCUGCCGACGGCUUCUUCCUUCAUGUGGGCGCCGGGGGCAGGAUGUACAUUGCUUCCAGGAGCCCCAGCCCCCGGGAUUCCGAGCCGUGGGCUUUCCUGGGGCAGGGGUCCGACUCCGACGGCCUGGACGUGGAGGAAGUGGAGCACGUGCUCAUGGGCGAGGAGUCGCCGGUGCUCGUGGCGCGGUACGACGGCGAGGAGGAGUCGGCCAAGCUGCAGGAGGACAUGCAGCUGAAGGAGCACGAGGACAAGGAUGACGCCAGCGGCCGCUCCAGCCCGUGUCUGAGCACGGCCUCGCGGCUCAGCAGCGUGUCCGCGGCCAGCGGCGGCGUCACGAUGACCAGCUUCGCCGAGCGCAAGCUGCAGAGGCUCAACAGCUGCGAGACCAAGUCCAGCACCAGCAGCUCCCAGAAGACCACGCCGGACGGGUCGGAGAGCUGCCCGGCCCCGCUGACGACCUGGAGGCAGAAGCGGGAGCAGAGCCCCGGCCGGCGCGGCAGAGACGCCGGCAGCCUGCUGGCCUCGGAGCUGGCGCAGCUGCGCAUGCAGCUGGAGGAGAAGCGCAGGGCCAUCGAGGCCCAGAAGAAGCGGGUGGAGGCCUCGUCGGCGAGGCAGCGCCUGCGGCUGGGCAAGGCCGCCUUCCUGCACGUGGUGCGGAAGGGCAAGGCCGAGGGCGCCCCCCAGCUGCCCAGGCCGGAGCCCUCCCAGCACGGCGGGGAGGACCUGGACGCCGGCGUGCCCGGCGCGGAAGAGCAGAGGGAGGCUCUCCUGGGCGAGUCCGCGGCCCUGGACGUGGCGGGCCUGGCCCUGGUGCAGCACAGAGCCAGGGGCCCUGCCGCGCUGCACGACGCCGAGAAGACGAAGGCGCUGUCGGCCGCGCUCCUGGAGGACGGCCUGGGCGAGGCGGCCGACGCGGAGUGCGAGCUGUCCAUCGAGAAGCUGAACGCGAGCAUCAGCACGCUGCAGCAGGCCAUCCUGAGGAUCUCCCAGCAGCAGGAGCAGCUGCUGCUCCAGUCCCCGGCCGCGCCCGCGCCCGCGCCCGCCCCAAGGCACAGUGCCCAGGACCAGAGGGCCAGGGCCCCCGUCCCCCUCGGCGAGCCGCUGUCUCCUCCCGGGACGGCCGGUCACCGCAAACCGCCGCGCCUCGGCCAGGGUCGGAGUUCGCGGGCAGGGAGGCCCGCCGAGCUGAAGGUGCCGAAGGACCGGCCGCAGGGCUCCUCCCGGAGUAAGACCCCGACCCCCAGCGCCGAGACCCUGCCGCACCUGCGCGCCCUGCCCCCGAGCAGCCACGCACGGACGCCCUCCGACCCGGACGCUGCCGCGGAGCCCGGGGGCGAGCCGCACGAGGAGAGCCCGUGUGACGGCUACAGGCUCUACCACGAGAGCAAGCAGCGCGCGCUGGCCGUGCCCGCAGCCCCAGACCCCAACAUCCUGGCGGAGCAGAUGGGCCUGCAGGACGGCCUGGGCGCGGGCGUGCGCGAGGCGGGGCCCAGCCCCCAGGACGGCUCAGGGAAGGUGGCCGCGCCCGCGGAGGAGCCCCUGAGGAGCAAGGCCAGCCUCAUCGAGGUGGACCUCGCAGACCUGAGGGCCCCCGGAGAGGACGGAGAGGGGGGCGGCCACGACCGUGGCCCGGAGCUCCCGGGGGACGCCGACCAGAAGCCCGGGGUCGGCUUCUUCUUCAAGGAUGAACAGAAGGCGGAGGACGAGCUGGCCAAGAGGCGGGCGGCCUUCCUCCUGAAGCAGCAGCGCAAGGCCGAGGAGGCCCGGGCGCGCAAGCAGCAGCUGGAGGCCGAGGUGGAGCUCAAGAGAGACGAGGCCCGGCGCAAAGCGGAGGAGGACCGGGUGCGGAAGGAGGAGGAGAAGGCACGGCGGGAGCUCAUCAAGCAGGAGUACCUGCGCAGGAAGCAGCAGCAGAUCCUGGAGGAGCAGGGGCUGGCCAAGCCGAAGUCAAAGCCAAAAAAGCCACGGCCGAAGUCCGUCCACCGGGAGGAGUCGUGCAGUGACUCGGGGACCAAGUGCUCCUCCACCCCCGACAACUUGAGCCGGACUCAGUCUGGCUCCAGCCUGUCCUUGGCGUCCGCGGCGACCACGGAGCCCGAGAGCGUCCACUCAGGGGGCACUCCCUCUCAGCGGGUGGAGUCGAUGGAAGCCCUGCCCAUCCUGAGCCGCAACCCGAGCAGGAGCACCGACCGGGACUGGGAGACGGCUUCGGCGGCGUCCUCCCUGGCCUCGGUGGCGGAGUACACAGGUCCCAGGCUGUUCAAGGAGCCCAGCAGCAAGUCCAACAAGCCGAUCAUCCACAACGCCGUGUGCCACUGCUGCCUGGCCGGGAAGGUGAACGAGCCGCACAAGGACUCGGUGCUGCAGG